GCUUAUGUGCAGGCUUGUCAGUCAGAGCCCUUGCCAUUCUCACCUUCAAGAUAACACAGAGCACCCAAGAGAACGAGGAAAAAGAUAGAUCUAAAUAGUGCGAGAGAGCCGUCAGAAUAAAAGAGGAGAGAACAGAGAGAGGGGGGAGACAGGGUGAGAGCCAGAGAAUAGAAGCAGUCAAGGAAGACUGAAAAGGUGACCGUGGGAAAAAAAAAUAAGCAGAGAAAGAUAUGUAUUAAAGGAUAGAUACAUGUAGGUAUAUUGAUAUCAGGAUAUAGUUAAGCUACCAGCUUCAGCAGAGAAAUACAGAUACCAUAAGAGGCAGACAAAUUGAGAUAAAAAGCAGGAGAGCAGGCAACAAAAUAUUUAGAGAGAGAAAAAGAUAGUGGGAAAGAUUACGACAAAAAAAGAGAGGGGGGUUUAGGUUUAUAGGGAUUAGAAGGAUCAAUCACUAAUUUAUUGCUACUGAUAGAGGAAGUACGACUAUCAGCAAACAAGACAAGAGAAUCAUCCAGCGAAAGCUUCCACUUCAUCAGCAGCCUGUGACAUCUUCAUAACACAAGACAUCGAGGUUCACUACAGGGUGAUAAAGGCAUGGCAACUAUCACCUGCACCCGCUUCAGUGAGGAAUACCAACUAUUUGAGGAACUAGGAAAGGGUGCCUUCUCCAUUGUUCGUAGAUGCGUGAAAGUUUUAUCAGGCCAGGAGUAUGCAGCAAAAAUCAUUAACACUAAGAAGCUUUCUGCUAGAGAUCACCAGAAGCUGGAAAGAGAGGCCCGGAUCUGUCGACUCCUGAAGCAUCCUAACAUAGUGAGGCUACAUGACAGUAUUUCUGAAGAAGCGCAUCACUACCUGAUCUUUGAUUUGGUUACGGGUGGAGAGCUGUUCGAGGAUAUUGUUGCCAGGGAAUAUUACAGUGAAGCAGAUGCCAGUCAUUGCAUUCAGCAGAUUCUAGAAGCAGUUCUACACUGUCACCAGAUGGGCGUGGUGCACAGGGAUCUGAAGCCAGAGAACCUCCUGUUGGCCUCCAAACUAAAGGGAGCUGCUGUCAAACUUGCAGAUUUUGGGUUAGCCAUUGAAGUGGAAGGUGAACAGCAAGCCUGGUUUGGAUUUGCUGGCACACCUGGUUACCUAUCACCUGAAGUUCUAAGGAAAGAUCCCUAUGGAAAGGCUGUGGAUCUCUGGGCUUGUGGUGUUAUUCUUUAUAUCUUACUUGUUGGUUAUCCCCCUUUCUGGGAUGAAGACCAGCACAGGCUAUAUCAGCAGAUCAAAGCGGGUGCUUAUGAUUUUCCUUCACCUGAGUGGGACACAGUGACCCCAGAAGCAAAAGAUCUCAUUAACAAGAUGCUUACCAUUAAUCCUGCUAAGAGAAUCACUGCUGCAGAAGCUCUGAAGCAUCCAUGGAUUUCACAUCGGUCCACAGUGGCCUCUUGUAUGCACAGACAGGAGACAGUGGACUGCCUGAAGAAGUUCAAUGCCAGAAGGAAGUUAAAGGGAGCUAUUUUGACCACAAUGCUGGCAACGCGCAACUUCUCAGGGGGUAAGAGUGGCAGUAACAAGAAGAACGAUGGAGUAAAGGAAUCUUCUGAGAGCACAAACACUACUAUUGAGGAUGAAGAUACCAAAGUGAGAAAACAAGAGAUUAUCAAAGUGACGGAACAACUAAUAGAAGCAAUCAGCAAUGGUGACUUUGAGUCCUACACUAAGAUGUGUGAUCCUGGAAUGACUGCCUUUGAGCCAGAAGCAUUGGGAAACCUGGUUGAGGGCCUCGAUUUCCAUCGAUUCUACUUUGAGAAUUUAUGGUCACGAAGCAAUAAACCCAUUCACACAACCAUCCUGAAUCCCCACAUACAUCUAAUGGGAGAUGAAUCAGCCUGCAUUGCCUAUAUCCGUAUCACCCAAUACCUUGAUGCCAGUGGCGUCCCCCGCACUGCCCAGUCAGAGGAAACAUGCAUUUGGCACCGCCGUGAUGGAAAAUGGCAAAAUGUUCACUUCCAUCGAUCAGGAGCCCCUUCUGUUCUUCCACACUGAAAUUGCUGCGCAUGAUGUGGGGGUCUUAUCAACAAGCAAGAGGAAAAAGCCCCAAUUAUACAUCUGCACCUACCCCUCUCUCUCUGUUCCCCUCUUAUCUACAGAUUCAGUCAAACUUUACUUUAUUUAUUUCACUGCUGAGGGACCAGAAGACUUGGCUAAUCUUGAUGUUUGAGUGUCCAUGCUCGUUUGUGUGUGUGUGGGUGUGUGUGUGUACGAAUGUCCACAGAGCACAAUUCUGGUUGCCCACUAAUAAGAGGCAAGGGAGAGAAAGGGUGUUUCUGCGUUGCAAAUGACGUAUUACAUGAAAGGGGUUUUUAUAUCAGCAGUUUAUGGAAACUCCUGAUGCCGAAACAGAUUGUCCCUCACACUAUUGACUUACUUUUAUCUUUGAGUAGUAUUUGAGUAGAUCUUUAGUUGUUUUAACAAAGAACAUUGAAAUAGGUGGCUGUGAAAAUCAGUGUUAUCCCUUUUAAUACUUAACACAUCCACAGUGAGGAGUUUGUUUUUUUGUUUUGCUGCAAAUAAAAUGUGUGUAUCUUCUGUCUAGAGAAACCUGAUUUUCUGAUUUUCAAAAGGAAAAAAAUGACUCCUUUAAAACAAACAAAAAAACAUAAGCACAAGUUUUGAGUCUCUUUUUAGAGGCACCCCUUAAUAUCUUAGACAACAACAUUCUUUGCAUGUUGCAAGAGUUAUGUUGACAUGUGUUGAACCAUCUUAUUUAAAACUCUAAAACGAUUCUCCAUAUUUAUUUUUUUCUUUAGAUGGAGGUCUGAGCUAUCUAAGAUUGCCUUAAACACACAGAGCAUCUUAUAAAUUAAACCUGAUGUCCAACCCUCCAGGAACUUUUACUAUAAGUGUGUUCCUGUAAUCUGACAUCUAAUUGUAUGAAUGUAUAUUUAUUUUUCAGCUAAAGGGCCAACUGUACUCUGUUAUGGUGAUGCAAAAUACUAUACACAGUGCUGUACACUAAACAGAGUAACAAUAGAAAAUAAUGUUCAAUGCUGAAUGAUAAUGCAAACUAUAGUAAUAAUAAUAAUAAAAAAUAAUAUUAUAGAAAUAUACAUAUAUAUUUUGUGGGAAUACAUCAGUGUGUUUAGGAGAUAAUAAAAAUCUGUAUUUCUAUUGCAAAUAUCUUAUAUGCAUGCUUUUUAUAGAAGUAACCCAUUCUUGUAAUAAUAUUAUGCCACCAUAGUAUUAGAUGUUUUGAUUAUUUUUUUUUUUUUUUUUGGGGGGGGGGGGGGGUGGCUGGGAAAAAAGUAGUGUGUUAUCUUGUGUGUCUUCAUGCUGGUAGAUUAGUUACUGCCUACAUUUUACUUUGCUGAAAGUUUGAUUUGAUGCUGCCUGCAUAAUAUACCCAAUGAGAUAUGGAAUGGAGUGUGUGGUGUUGCAUUUUCAUAACUAGAAUUUUUUUGUUUGCUUUUUAGCAGUUUCGGAUUAUAGCUCAGUCACUGCUUUAAUUUCUUUUGUAAAAAGUUGUUGUUUUUAAAAAAAAAAAAAAAAAAAUGGGGAGGGAAGGAGGGGUUGGGAUCAUUGAGCUAUAUUGUCUUCUUUAAAUGGUUUAUAAAAUAAAAAAAUGUAUGCAUGGUUAACACAAAAGGCCAAAUGUUGAAGGCAUUUCUGCAACAGAACUGACACUACUGUAAUGUAAACAGUCAAGGUGUUUGUUACACAAACGUAGGAUAACAUGGGUUGGACCAUAUCCUCCCGGAGAGAGAAUACUUGUCUGUUCCUGAAGAUGGUUUUUUUUUGUUUUUAGUGGCUAGCCUAUGGAAUUUUACAAUAUGGCUUUCAAAUAAACUACAUGAAGGAACUGCAAGUUGUUCAGUAAUAAGUGGGUUUGCUCCUGUUGUCUACAAAGUUAGGGAAUGUUCUUAUAAAUAAAUCUGAAUGCUUUAUAUUGCAAGACUUUUAUAACAUCUUCAAGCACUUUUAAGAGGGUCACGGUGCCACUAAAAUGUUCAGUUUUGUGGCUUUUUUUUAACUUAUUUAACCCUUAUCACCAACACGGAAUAUACAAUGAUUUAUCGUUUGAUCUUAUCUGACUGCCUGUUAUUGGAGAUAUUAAUUUGAGAUUGUGAAUUCAAGGACUAACCUUUCGGCUGCCACAUGCUUUUUUCCCCCUUGCUUGUGUAGUCGUUGGCGAUCCAUCGUGGAAGAAAUUUGUCCUGGAAAUCAUCUUUUAUUGGUUCUUUCAAAUGACCAUGAUGCUUUCUAGUUGACUGCGUUGAAUAUCCUGUAAAUAAGAAGACAAUAUUCACAAAGGGAAUUGGAUAAGACUUUCAGCAUGUCUACAUUUAUUUCUUUACCAUUAUAAAAUGUAGAUGCUGAUUGAUUCUUUGAAUGAUUUUGUUAUAAUUUUACCACAGGCCAAUAUAUUCUACAUAUUUACUGUUUCUAAAAAAAAGUGUUAUAAAUAAUGUAUUGCAGAUAAAUUUAUAUAUGGCCCAUUUAACAAAGUGUCAUAAUUCUACAACCAGUAGAUUAAAAAAAAAAAAAUAUUGCAUGUUCUAAUCAUUGCCAAUUCAUUGGCUGUGCCAAAAAUUUCUAAAACCAGACAGUUUUGCAUUUUUUUUUGUGGGUUGAUAAAAUUACUGGGUUGGGUUGUUUGCAAAAUGUCUUGUUUAUAGUCUUCCGAAUAUUGUACCUAUUAAAAGAAAAAAAAAAGAAAAAUAUAAAUAUAUAGUGUUUUACCUCUGCUUCAGCAAAUACCCUCUCAACUGUUACAGAGUAAAAUAUUUCAAUGAGUGAGUCUAGAGUAGUACAGUUCCCAUAAUGCCUUGCCAGUCAGCAUCUUCAACGGUGGUUUGCAACUUUGCAAAGCUGUACAUAACGCAUUCAGGGCAUUCUACUGGAAGGUGUUAUAUGUACAGUUCAUAUUUUACCACUGGCAUUUUAUGCCAGUUGAAAUAUGUAAUUAAAGUACUGCUUAUCUAAACAAAAUAAUACAUAUCGUAAAUAACUCAUUUAUACAUUAGUUGGACAGUAGCACAUUCUUAAAGGAACACUUAAGGGUCAGGAACACAAACGUAUUCCUGACCCUAUAGUGUUAAAAACACAUACAGGGUCCCUUGCGCCCCUUAAAUAAUAAGAAAACUCACCUUAUUUCCAGUGCCACGUAUGUUCGACAGUGCUGGCUGCACCGGCUCUGGCCCUGCCCCCGAUCUGCCUCCGUCAGAAUUGAUGAUCUCAGUCAAUCACAAAGUUUUUUCAUAGGAAAGUAUUGGAUUGGCUGAGAUUGUCAAUUCAGAUGAUUUCAGCCAAGAGAUGCAUUGAGUUAUCUAUUAAUCUUGUGAGUUGAAAUGUGAACAGUUAGAAUUUCAUAUGCCAAACAUUUAUCAACAGUUUCAAGUUUCCAAUGACACCCACUAGUUCAGCUGGAUGAAAUGUAUACAAAUCUCAUCUUGUAGAAACAAGCCUUUAAAUCCAAAUAUCUCUUAAAAUUUAAAUCUGCCUGCCCAGAGCAUCCUAUAUCUGCAAUCCAUUGUUCCUUGAUGUACAGAGGUAUAAAAGCUGAAAACUACCAGUAAAGGCAAGCCACAUUUUAACACUUUAAAUACUGAAAGAAUGAAAAGCACAAUAUCUAGCUACUGUCUAAUAUUUGGGGUGCAGAAUAUAUAUUACUAAUUAAUGAAUGUAUUAUCGUGUGUGAUCAAACAUUUUCUGCCUCAUCUGCACCCCAAUAGUUUCUGUAUAGAGUAUGAAAGACAGUGUUGAUUAAUAUUAGCCUGAUCCACUGAGAGUUAACAGAUGAAGACAGAUCAUAUUCUAAUAUUUAAUAAUUUUAUCGCUAAACUCCUUAUGGUGGCUUGUGUUUUAAAAUAAAAUGUGUGUAAUUAAGUAAACAUGGAAACCAGUACUCAUAGCUGAAAUAAAGUUGAAACUAUUAUAAUAAAGUGAAAAUUAAUAGUUAGUGUGAUCCUUAAAGUGGCAAAGGCCCCAAACCCCCUUUACCCCCCACCCAGUCCAACACCGUCAUUAUGAUUGCGUUGGAAUUUCACUGAAAUUACAACCCAGUCAAAAGAUAAACAGAAUCAAAGUAAGGACUACUUUGUCUCUGUAUUUCUCCUCCACCUUUCUCCUGACUUUCUUAGACUCAGGACGGUCUAAGUGUCAAUCCCCACAGCCAUCACCAGUCACCAGGGAAAUGCCGGGAAAUGGCUGUGUGGUCUGUGCGGUCUUGUGGGACCCUCCAUAGACCUCAAUUCUGUACUCUCGCAUAUGCAAAUGCAGUGAUGUUAACCCCCACGAAGGACUAGUUAAGAUUAGUAAAUCUAACUUUACCUGCCUUCCCCCAGCAAUCAAACCUGCAGUGGUGAUGUCACUGUCGGGGGUCUUUGCGAAUUGGUCACUUUAAGGUGUGUAGGAAAAACAUGAUGAACUAAUCAUGGUAUCCACUUGGAUAUAACUACAUAUUGUUGUCAUAUUUUAAAUAUUAUCUGUUUUAUAUACUGAAUGGAUUAAAUAAAUUAUAUACAAUCAAACACAUGGAAAAUUACAGGGUAAAAUAUCCAAACAGGAAUAAACUCUACUUUUGGUUAAGCUGGACAUAUUUUUACAAAUUAGACUAUUAGGGUGUAAAGUUUGCAGUGUGGCUUUGAACUCACCACCACUCAUAGAAAAUCCUCAAAUGGGGAAGUAAUUCAGUAAAUGACUAAAUAAUAUAUUAACUUAUUUUGCAUAAAGCCAUUUUACUGCUUUGAAUUCCAAGCAAAGUUUUACCCUUCUAAUUUAUUUUUAAAUUGAUACUCACAUUUUCUUUGAAAUAUAUUAGCUCUACAAAGGAUGAGAGGCUAAAGCACAAUAGUCACUCUGCUCUAGGUAGAAAUUGUUUUCAAAAGAACUGCAAAAGGUAAUAAAAGACAUCUUUCUUUGUUUUGUUAAGUAAUUGAAAACCGUGAGCCGGUGUAACGUGUUGCUUUUUGUAUUUGUUUAAGUUGUUUGACCUUUUUAUCUAUCCUGUGGUUGUUACACUGGUUAGAUUUCGGUAAAUAAUCUGGCACAUUUUCUGGCUGUAUAUUUGAAUCUUGAUGUUUGAUUUCAAUAAAUGGCACAAUCCUAAAUGAAUUAAAUGCUG
Messenger RNA from Pelobates fuscus (common spadefoot toad), 7108 nucleotides. It is a transcript of the gene CAMK2A, whose product is annotated as calcium/calmodulin dependent protein kinase II alpha. Gene Ontology annotation, molecular function: calcium/calmodulin-dependent protein kinase activity; calmodulin binding; ATP binding. Lineage: Eukaryota; Metazoa; Chordata; Amphibia; Anura; Pelobatidae. Bases 595 to 2031 code for a protein of 478 amino acids. The record is from RefSeq and is a predicted model, not a curated record. Gene Ontology annotation, biological process: protein phosphorylation. The transcript has 18 exons.